Molecule: messenger RNA, 2262 nt
Organism: Mitosporidium daphniae
Lineage: Eukaryota; Fungi; Microsporidia
Exons: 1
Coding region: 1-2262 (753 amino acids)
Source: RefSeq, a predicted model, not a curated record
AUGAAAUCCUCGCUUCCAUAUCCGAUCCCAUAUUCGAUGGCAAAUACACCAAGGGAGGGCAGCACCUUUGGAAACCAGCUGUUCAUCAUUGCGAUUUCGCUAAAGUUUUACCUUGAAAACGAAAUGAAAGAUCUCAGCGAGCCUCCUUUAUUCUUUACUGAGGAGAAUAUAUAUUCCACUCUGGAUCUCUAUCACUAUGAAUUGUUGCAAGAAAUCAAGAGAAAACCCAAGUUAUCUGUUUUUGAGCUCUUCAUGCUUUUGAGGAAAAAGAUAUAUGAAAAUGACGACACUCUCAAGGCUUUUUUGAAACAUGUAGUGAUUGAAAGCAUCAAGACAUCGCCUCAUCAGAUCGUAUCAUCUGCCAUUGAAUUUAUUUUAACCUGCACUCAGGUCCUUGCAUACAGCGGCACCUUAUACAAUUGGAGGAACUUUGAAGUGAUCCCAAAUGUUGAUAUUGAUGUCAGCCAGUCUUAUGUGAUCGAGAGACGAAUUCACAACUCGUUUUCCUUUUCUCCUCGACCUUGCUACACGAAAGAUUACCCUGAAAUUCGAAACUAUGCCGCUCAACGUCAAAAUAUGGGGCUUCUUGACAACAAGAAUGCCCAAUUUGAUGCUUUAUUGGACUUUAUCUUGAAGACCAAUACAACAGCACUGUUUGAUGCCGGAGCUCUUUUGAAGGAUCAUUCCAACUCGCAGGUAGCACACGAUAUUUUGGCUUCAAAGAGAUACAAGUGCGUGGUGUAUUACGAUGAAAAGGAAAAUUUAAUUGUCUAUCAAAUGGAGACUGGUAGAAUUGGGAGAGAUUUGCCUGUAGAGGGCCAGUUUUCGUUCCUCGAAACCAAGUACAAUUUGAAAAACGCCGAGAUUUUCUUGUAUCUUGACCAGGCCCAUUGCUUUGGGACCAAUGUUGAUGUCAACAAUCCAUCUGCAAUUUGCGUGGUUACUUUCUCGACCCUUGUGUACACAAAGAGCUUUUACCAAACGCUCUUGAGAGCCCGAAAGCUGCUGAAUGGAAUUUCGAUUGAUAACUCGUUUAGUUUUUUGGUGAAGCCACGCCAUCAGAUUAAGAUUUUUGUCUCUUCAAUCCUAAAAGACGACCAAGAUAUGCUUUUGACGCUGAGUGCAAAUGACAAGGAAGAAUUGUCAUCGAAAGCGAAAUUUUUUUCAGAGGUUAUAAAUUCUGGCAACAAGACUGCUUUGAAAACAAUUUUUACUUCUGCUCAUUUGAGCCAGCUCAAGAGGGACCGUAUAGAGCGAGAUCUUUUACCUUGGCAAGCAUUCUUUUCGAAGACUUUGAAAAUCUUUUGGUCCCCCGCAUAUUCCUCUGCAGGCAAUCGAAUUCCCAACUGGGACAGGAUUCUCAACCUGAAUGGUCAAAAAUCGAUUGAUCAGAUUAAAUGGAUCUUUUUUUGUGAGAGCAUGCCAAAGCCUGAAAUUUUAAAAUUCUUUCAAGCUAGCCAGGUAGGGGAGAUUUUCCCCCCCGCCUUUGAGAUGCCUUCCAUACCAUCGCGCUCCAAUAAUCUCACAUUGGAUAUCGAGACUGUUGUUCAAUCGACGCAAGAGCGGCAAUCUAUCCAAGAGCAGGAACAGAUUCAUGAAAGCGUGGAAGACACAAAUGUAUCCCCUGCAGAGCGAUCGCCCUUUGGAAUCUCUGAUGCUGAACUGCCUAAUUUAAGGGUGAGUUUUACAAAAGACUUUGCAACAACCGUUGUUGGUCGCCUCGAUUUGAACGAUACCUACACAAAAUAUCCGGUGUUUGUUGAUACUUUCAAAGGAAAAAAGCUAUUCGCCACAAUGAACGAUCUUUCUGAAAAGUUAAACGACACCGCGCACUUUUUCUUCUCCCCUGCACUGAUAAACAUCUAUGAUCUGAAUGAAUUUGACUUGGAAGACAUGCUUCACUAUCUGACAUACUCUGGUAGUGCCGUUGGCUUUAUGAAUCUUCUAGAUAGCUCUAAGGUGCUGAGAAGUCUGAUUUUUAGUUUUAUCGCAGCUCAUGAGUGGAUCUUGCAGAACUGGAUCUAUUUUGCAAGGAAAUUCAAAAAACCGUCUUCAUUGAGGCUAUUAAGGCGUAUACAAUCGCAGUUUAAAGAUAGCACCAAGUACGAUUUCACAAACGUUGCCAUAAAAGCAACUAUUUCUGAGCGGAAAUUGCGUCUCAGAUUUUGUGCAAAGGACUCCAAAAAAUCGACAAAUCUGGAUCAGUUUAAUUUGCAUUUUCUUCUGGAUGAUGACAAAGCUUGCAAGGCAAUCAAGGGUUAG